CAAGAGUCAGCCUCGGGAGAAGAAGGGUUAACGUUCACGUUGGUGUUUCACUGCGACUCACGGAAUGAAGAUGAGAGGGAGCUGGCCGUGAGGGGGGCGGGCCGUCUGCCUUUCCCCCGUGUUCUGCGUGUGUUGCUUUCAUAGGAAGGACUUCUUUCGCUCUGAUCUUCUGUGUUCUUGUGGCAGCUUCUUAGUUACCUUGGGAUGCAGGCUCUCUGUAGUUUUUCCACACUCUUUUGCCCAUCCCCGCCCCAUGAGGAAAUGGCUCUGCUGUUCAUCUUUCCUCUUGGAGAACUGUCGUGACGAUAGGAGCAUUUUAAUGUGUCCAAGUAUUGGUAUUUUACUGUCUGGGGCUCUAUUGUGCGUUGUGAUUCUUACUUCCCAGAUAGAGUAACAGAGAACCCAGAGAAAGGAAACAACGGCCCAGUGUUCCACAGUGGUUUUCACCGUCAUCGCCUGACGCCUUUUUUACCUCGAGGAAGUUGGGCCAUGUGAUGGUCUUGUUUCAUGUCUCUUUCAUUGUAUUGACCUGAGCCUACCUGCUUGGCACAGAUUGCCGCCCGUUGACUGAUCACCUGUUUUGACUCUCGUCACAAAUAGCCAGCAGACAAAAGUUCCAAAAGAAGCAGCCGGGAGGGUCCCGGGCAUCUCUUAGGGUCAUGGAGCCUCAGUGGCAAGGUCACAGGUCCCACCCAAGACUUGUUUGUCUUUGACACUGUUACUGAUGCCUUCAGAGCUGGUCCCAUAGGUGCUGGAAAACCUCCCAUGUUUGGAGAUUACGAAGCCCAGAGACACUGGCAAGAAAUUACUUUGAAUUUACCGGUCCAGGAGUGGUACUUCAAUAGCAGUGAUAACAAUUUACAGUACUGGGGUCUAGACUAUCCACCUCUUACAGCCUACCACAGUCUUUUAUGUGCCUAUGUGGCAGAGUUUAUCAAUCCAGACUGGGUUGCUCUCCACACAUCCCGGGGUUAUGAGAGUGAUCACCAUAAGUUAUUCAUGCGUUCAACAGUUUUUAUUGCUGAUUUGAUGAUUUACAUACCUGCGGUUGUUUUAUAUUGUUGUUAUUUAAAAGAAACUUCACCCAGAAAGAAGAUUGCGAAUGCCUUUUGCAUAUUGCUGUAUCCAGGUCUUCUUCUGAUUGACUAUGGACAUUUUCAAUAUAAUUGUGUGAGUCUCGGCUUGACUCUGUGGGGUGUUCUUGGCCUGUCUUAUGACUGGGACAUCCUAGGAUCGUUGGCAUUUUGCCUGGCCUUAAAUUACAAACAGAUGGAACUUUACCAUUCUUUGCCCUUCUUUUGCUUUUUGCUAGGCAAAUGUUUGAAGAAGGACCUGAAAGGAAAGGGGUUGUUGCUGCUCAUUAAACUCAUCACCACCGUGGUCGCUGCCUUUGCUCUCUGCUGGCUGCCUUUUUUCACACAAUUGGAACAGACCAUGCAAGUGCUAAGAAGACUCUUCCCAGUUGGCCGGGGACUCUUUGAGGACAAAGUAGCCAAUUUCUGGUGCAGUCUCAAUGUCCUUCUGAAGAUAAAGAGCCUUCUUUCACCUCACACCCAGCUGAUGUUCAGCUUUGCAUUGACGUUCCUGAGCCUGCUUCCUGCGUGCCUAAAGCUCACCCUUCAGCCCAGUCUCAGAGGCUUCAAGUACGCUCUGGUUAGCUGUGCUUUGUCAUUCUUCUUGUUCUCCUUCCAAGUACAUGAAAAAUCCAUCCUUUUGGUCUCCUUACCAGUCUGCUUAAUUCUAAACGAAGUUCCGUUUAUGUCAAUAUGGUUUUUACUUGUGUCAACGUUCAGCAUGCUUCCUCUUCUUCUGAAGGACCAGCUAGCGCUGGCCUCCGUUGGAACGACACUAGGCUUUGGGGUAGCCUGUGCAUCUUCCUUUUCGAUAUUUGAGAACAUUUCUGAAGAAGAACUGCAAUUAAGGUCCUUUUCCGUGUAUGUUCGGAGGCAUAUCCCUGGUUUCAAGGUUCCUGCUAAGAUGCUAAAAACUUGGUUUCUAGUCUCUGUGACGAUGAUGAGCCUUCUGACCCUCACGAGCAUCACUGUAGAGCCUCCACACAAGCUGCCCGACCUCUUUCCUGUGCUGGUGUGUCUUGUUUCCUGUUUGCACUUUCUCCUUUUCUUGAUCUACUUUAAUGUUAUAAUUCUAUGGGAUCACAGAAAUGGAAGAAGCCAGAAGAAAAUCAACUAAUUGUCCUCACAAAAACAGCAGAGCCAGAUAAUUUUCAAAAUGUGACUGUUGCUGAAAUUUCAUUAACUUGUGCUGUCCAAAAGUGAAAUUCUGUUGAGAAUCGUGUAUUUUAAAGCAGAGAGGCUGGGGAGCACGAGAGGCAUCGUGGCAGGGUGGGGAAGGGCUGAAAUCAGGAAGCCAUGUCUGCCGUAGACUUUGGCCAAGUGACCCGGGCACAUCAGCAGGGCUGGCGUUUCCACAACUAGAGUUCCUUACCCCAGUGAAGUCACCGGCUUGGGCCCCAAGCCCCCCAUACACGGACCAAAGUCCAAUUGAAGUUCUUUCUAGUUGUGCUUUAGCUGUGGCAAGGUAGGAUCUCAUAAAUGUUGAUAGUGAGAAGGGGGAAUAGGUGUUUCUUGAUGACCCUGUAAGGGAUGUUUCCUAAAUUAUGCUUUGGGGUUGGUUGUACAUACCCUGGAGUUUGAUGAGACAACCUGGCCUUCUCUUUUUCAAGAGGGCACUCUUAGGAUACUGAAAUUCAGAUGAAGACUUGCUUUAGGAGUUGUGGCUAUCCCAAAAGAGCGUACAUGGACUUUUCUACCAGUUUAGUUGGGUUCAUCAAGCUAGAGUAGUUUUUAAACAGUCUUGGAAAAUCAAACAUCAGGUGAUUUCUUAAAAAAAAAUUUAGACAAUAUAAAAUUGUUUGAAAUUUGAUGAUUACAUUCUUUCAUUUGGACAUAUGUGUAAUGGGCACAUAUUUAUUUUUAUAAGGCUGAAAGACUUAACUACCUAGAGUGCUAAUGUACUUUAUACAACUAGAAAUUAGUUCUUCCCAAUUUAAGUCCAAGCUCUCCAAGUUCUUGCCUCUUGUCCAUGGUCUGCCCCCUUCUGGGGGGAGUUUCCUUAAGUUUACUUCAGUGGUCAUCCACAGUAUUUCAUGCCUCUGGAUCCUUUUCUCAUGUGACACAGUGGAGCCUGCCAAGGUCACUCCAGCAAUAACUGGGCCUCAGUAUCAGACUUCAUGUUAACAUGACCCCUUAAUAAGGUAGAAUGAGGCUCCGUUUGCCAAAGCCCAUUCCCAGCAAGGAAUCUCAGUAUGAAUGUCAUAUCUUCUCCAUGUCUUAACCUCUGCCAUAGUUUCCUGUUGUACCUUGUGAUAAAAAGUAAAGCAAAUCA
Messenger RNA from Vombatus ursinus (common wombat), 3345 nucleotides. RefSeq names its product ALG6 alpha-1,3-glucosyltransferase (gene ALG6). Gene Ontology annotation, molecular function: dolichyl pyrophosphate Man9GlcNAc2 alpha-1,3-glucosyltransferase activity. The transcript is spliced from 15 exons. The record is from RefSeq and is a predicted model, not a curated record. NCBI's taxonomy places the organism in Eukaryota, Metazoa, Chordata, Mammalia, Diprotodontia, Vombatidae. Bases 766 to 2190 code for a protein of 474 amino acids. Gene Ontology annotation, biological process: protein N-linked glycosylation. Gene Ontology annotation, cellular component: endoplasmic reticulum membrane.